AUGAAGCUGAAGAAGAAGAAAAAAGGCGAGAAAGGGUUGACUAUUGCAAACAAAGAUGCACUGGGUGAUCAUGAUGAAAGUGCAAAUCUUCACCAUGACACUCUAGGAAGACAAGAAGAGGGAGAGGAAGACCUAAUGAACAGCGAUGCACUGUCCAAUGUUUUCGGAUCCUUAAGCCCAAAGAGGAAAAGGGCAAAGCUGGUGACCAGAAUUCACGGAGAGGAAAUGAAAUCCCAGAACUACCAGAUUGCCAUCACCAUCAUUGAGGCCAGGCAGCUGGUGGGUGAGAACAUCGACCCUGUGGUGAUCAUUGAGAUAGGUGAUGAGAAGAAGCAAACAACAGUAAAGGAAGGCACAAAUGCCCCUUUCUACAAUGAGUACUUUGUGUUUGAUUUCGUUGGACCACAGGUGUUCCUGUUCGACAAAAUAAUCAACAUCUCUGUUAUGCACAAUAAACUGAUCGGGAGUAUGCUGAUAGGCUCCUUUAAAGUAGACCUGGGGACGGUGUAUGGUCAGCCAGGUCAUCAGUUUUGUGACAAGUGGGCCCUUCUCACAGACCCUGCUGACAUUAGGACAGGAGUCAAGGGAUACCUGAAGUGUGACAUCAGUGUGACUGGGAAAGGUGACACAAUACAAGCCACACAGAAAACAGCUGAUACUGAGGAGCAGAUUGAAAAGAACCUCUUGAUCCCCAAAGGCUUUCCAUCUGAAAGACCAUGGGCCAGAUUUUAUGUGAGAAUUUACAAAGCAGAAGGACUUCCAAAGAUGAACUCUAGCAUCAUGGCCAAUGUCACCAAAGCAUUCAUAGGUGACAGUAAGGACCUUGUGGAUCCCUAUGUGGUGGUCAUGUUUGCAGGUCAAAUGGGUAGAACAACAGUGCAAAAGAACUGUGCGGAUCCGGUAUGGCAUGAACAGAUUAUCUUCAAGGAAAUGUUUCCUCCACUCUGCCGAAGAGUCAAAAUCCAGGUCUGGGAUGAAGGCAGCAUGAAUGAUGUGGCCUUAGCCACCCACUUCAUUGACUUGAAGAAAAUAUCAAAUGAACAAGAUGGUGACAAAGGGUUUUUGCCUACUUUUGGGCCUGCCUGGAUCAAUCUCUAUGGCUCACCCAGGAAUCACAGCCUCAUGGAUGACCACCAGGAGCUUAAUGAAGGUUUUGGAGAAGGGGUCUCCUUCAGGGGACGUCUAUACAUUGAGAUUGCUGUGGAGAUACUUUCAGGAGGAGCCCAUGAAUCGAAGUUUCCAAGUUUUAUCAAGGAUAUCAAAUUGCCAUCUAAAGAUAAAGACUUCAAAGCACCCAAAGGAAAAGACAAAACUGAGAAAGCAGGAGAGGAUCGAAAGUCAGUUUCUCCUUCAGAUAAGAUGAACUCAACCGAAGUGGAAGUCGAGCCAUUCAAUGUGCCUUCAGAGAUCUAUGAAGAGAAACCUGAGGAAUUCCUCCUCUUUGGGACAUUUUUUGAAGCCACAAUGAUUGAUAGGAAGGUUGGGGACAAGCCAAUAACCUUUGAGGUUUCCAUUGGUAACUUUGGAAAUAUUACUGAUGGGGUGUCAGCAGGAGCUGGAGGGAAAAAGAAGACACGUGGUGGAGAAGAGGAAGAAAGUCUGCUGCGUGAGGGGGAGGAAGAAAUUUCUCAUGACCUUGGAGUACCCCUGAUACCCACCACACCCCCUGAGAAGCCACUGAUCACAGAUGGGAACAGGAACUACCAGUACCUGCCGUACCACGAGAGGAAGCCCUGUAUCUGUGUCAAGAGCUACUGGGGAGACCAGACCUUUCGUCUGUACUCUUCCAACACUCUUGAGAAAAUGGCGGAUCACCUGGAAGAAUCAUUAGAGCAAGUAAAGGACUUGAUCAAGGUUUCAGGAAUUGCAUCUGAGGAGAAAAUGAGGAUGACCCUGAAUGAUUUUAUAAAUCAAAGCAGGGCCUUCAUUACCAUUGCUGAAAAGAAGCCCAAAGGGUUGAACUACACUGCUUUGGACAAAAAGAGACUCAUGCUGUUCAAGCAAGAGCUGGAAGCAAUGUCCAGUGAUGCCAAGGGAAUUGUUCAGCAACAGAAAAAGAUGCCACUGGAUGAAAUGAUGCGUGAGACUCAGAGCUUUAUAGAUAAAAUUCAAUUCUUGGCUGAUGAGCCGCAGAAUACGGUGCCUGAUGUGUUCAUCUGGAUGCUCAGCAGCAACAAGAGAGUUGCGUAUGCAAGAGUUCCAGCAAAAAACAUACUCUAUUCCCCAGCGAAAGAGCAGAGAGGCAAGGACUGUGGGAAGAUUAAAACCCAUUUCCUGAAAUUACCAGGCAAGCGCCCGCUGGGCUGGACUGUGCAGGCAAAGGUGGACAUCUACCUAUGGCUUGGAGCUGCCAGCUAUGCCCACAGCAUCAUGGAGAAUUUGCCUGUAGGAUAUGAGACUGAAUUACCAUUUAACACCAACUCAGGGCACAGUGUGGUGCCCUCACCUGCCUGCCUGCUGUAUAAAACCCCACACCUCUUCCAGCUGAGAGCACACAUGUAUCAGGCGAGGGGGCUCAUUGCAGCCGACAGCACUGGACUUUCCGAUCCUUUUGCAAAAGUUACUUUCACAUCACACUGCCAGACCACGAAGAUCAUUUCUCAGACGUUAUCCCCCACCUGGAACCAGAUGCUGCUCUUCAGCAGCAUUGUGCUUCAUGGCAACAGAAAGGAGAUCGCUCAGUUCCCACCAGAGAUCGUCAUCGAGCUGUAUGACGAUGAUGCAGUGGGUAAGGCAGAAUAUAUUGGGUCUACAGUGGCUGCCCCUGUGGUGAGACUUGCUGAUCAAAACUAUGAACCACCUAAACUUUCUUACCACCCAGUGUAUUGUGGAAAUCUUUCAGGAGGAGACCUUCUUGCUACAUUUGAGCUUCUGGAGAUUCCUGAGUCAGAUCCAGACAGACUUCCUCCACUGGAUCCACCAGAUGUUGGCCAGAUUUACCCAGUCCCAGCCAACAUCCGACCUGUUUUAAGCAAGUACAGAGUGGAGGUCCUGUUCUGGGGUGUUCGAGAGCUGAAGAAAGUCCAGCUCCUUUCUGUAGAUCGCCCCCAGGUUCUCAUCGAAUGUGCAGGGAAAGGAGUGAAAUCCUCCGUCAUCCAGAGCUACAAGAAAAAUCCCAAUUUCAGUGGCCUUGCAGACUGGUUUGAAGUGGAGCUGCCUGAAAAUGAACUCUUGCAUCCACCACUAAGCAUCUGCGUGGUCGACUGGAGAGCGUUUGGGAGGAGUACUCUUGUUGGAACGCACACCAUCAAUUGCCUUAAGCAAUUCCUAUGUAAGACCCAGUUGGGUCCUCAAGCUACACCAAACAGACUAGACAUUGUAGAAAUUGAGAAAGCUUCACCUGAGUCAUCCCAGGCUGCUGAGUUAUCCCAAGAAGAACCAUUUUUAGCUGAUCACAUCUAUGCUGAGGUGGAGCAGGGUAAAUGUGCAGUGGUAGAGCCAGACCCAUAUCUUGCAACACUUCCUGGCCCUGAACCAGAGCACUCUGCCCCUGAACCAGGGAAAGACAGAAAACAGAAGGAUAUGAAAAAAUCCAUCCAACGGUCAACAAAGAGGAGAAAAAGAACGAUUGCAGAUGAAUCAGCUGAAAAUGUUAUUGACUGGUGGUCAAAAUACUAUGCUUCUGUGCUCAAAAUGCAAAAGGUAAAGUCAGAGAGGAAGGAAAAGGGUGUUCUGGGAGAUGAUAAGCAGACUUCUGACCACAUCGCACUGAUCAUAGAAAAGGAGCCAGACAAAAAGAAGAAGGAUAAGACAUUGAAAAGGAAAGAGAAAGAAACUCCAAACCUAGCAACGCUGCAGAUUUAUGAAGGAGACUUGGAGAGUGAAUUUAAUAACUUUGAGGACUGGGUGAAAACUUUCCAGCUCGUAAGAGGAAAAUCUAAUGAUGAAGUUCAUGCUGACUCUGAAGACAGAAUAAUAGGAAAAUUUAAGGGCUCAUUCUGCAUAUACCCAAGUCCUGAGGAUGGCAGCUUGCUGGACAGAGGGCAGCCCCGCAUCCUGCAAGGGAUACCACCAAACCACUCCGUCAAAGUCCUCAUCAGGGUUUAUAUUGUGGCAGCAUUUAACCUCAGCCCAGCUGAUCCAGAUGGCAAGUCAGAUCCCUACAUUGUGCUGAGACUGGGCAACACAGAAAUUAAAGACAGGGAAAACUACAUUCCCAAGCAGCUAAACCCAGUAUUUGGAAGAUCAUUUGAAAUCCAAGCUACAUUCCCCAAGGAUUCCUUGCUCACUGUCCUGAUCUAUGACCAUGACUUCGUGGGAACAGAUGAUCUCAUUGGAGAGACUAAAAUUGAUUUGGAAAAUCGUUUCUACAGCAGGCAUCGAGCUACCUGUGGGUUACAAAGUCAAUAUGAAAUAGAAGGGUACAAUGCAUGGCGAGAUGCAACCAAGCCAAGCGAAAUCCUCACUAAGCUGUGUAAGGACUACAGAAUAAGUGGACCCUUCAUGCGGCCAGGGGAGAUACAAGUAGGAACAAAAGUCUUUAAGGGACAGACAGUCUUCACAGAAGAUGAGAAUGAGGAGCCAGUUGAAUCACAUGAACAUCUCUCCUUAAAGGUUUUAUGUGCUUGGGAAGAAAUCCCUGGAGCUGGAUAUAAACUGGUCCCAGAGCACAUUGAGUCUCGGCCUCUCUACCAUAAGGAUAAGCCAGGCAUGGAACAGGGUCGUGUACAGAUGUGGGUCGACAUGUUUCCUCAAGAUAUGCCUCUACCAGGACCCCCAGUGGACAUUUCACCAAGAAAACCCAAAGGCUAUGAAUUGAGGGUAAUAAUCUGGAACACAGAGGAUGUAAUUCUAGAAGAUGAAAAUAUCUUUACAGGGCAAAAAUCAAGUGAUAUCUAUGUAAAAGGGUGGAUAAAGGGCCUGGAAGAGGACAAGCAGGAGACAGAUGUACAUUACAACUCCUUGACAGGAGAGGGCAACUUCAACUGGCGCUUUGUGUUCCCAUUCUACUAUCUCCCAGCAGAGAAACAAAUGGUGGUUAGCAAAAGAGAAAACAUAUUUUCCUUGGAAAAGACAGAGCGCAAAAUACCUGCCGAACUGGUGUGUGACUUUGAAAGACUCUCUUUAGAUGAUUUCUUGGGCACUCUUGAAUUGAACCUGAAUGGGUUUCCUCGAGCAGCAAAGACAGCCAAGGGCUGUGACCUAGGCAUGAUUGUGGCAGCAAGUGAAGAAAACAAGAUCUCCAUAUUUCAGCAGAAGCGUGUCAGAGGCUGGUGGCCUUUCAUCAAGGCUGGGGAGCUCACGGGCAAAGUGGAAGCUGAGUUUCACUUAGUCACAGCAGAAGAAGCUGAGAAGAAUCCAGUAGGCAAAGCUCGAAAGGAGCCCGAGCCCUUGGAAAAACCCAACCGACCAGACACAUCCUUCUCUUGGUUUGUAAAUCCUUUCAAGUGUUUGUAUCACCUGAUCUGGAGAAAUUACAAGAAGUACAUCAUCAUCGGCAUAAUUCUGCUUAUUCUCAUUGUCUUCCUGGUGCUCUUCAUCUACACGCUGCCAGGUGCGAUCAGUCAUAGGAUAGUUGUAGGAUGAGUGUAGGUUAUGGCUCUCAUUGUAACCAAUCAUAUACGAACACUUCAGUUAAAAAGAAAAAUCAGGCAUACAGAAUUAAUCAACCCGAAACACAUCUCAUUCCUUGUAAAAAGAAAACAUAACUAUUCAUAUCAGAAACUGGAGCUCUCUUAGAAUAUUUUAACGUCUUCUUUGGCUGCUCAUUCAGACCCAGCCUGAAUGUACAUUAUCAUUAACAUACUGCUGCAGUUUUAUUGACAAUGAAAGUUUGAUUCUGCACCUAAAACUAAGUUUGAAAAUAAAUUCCUUAAUGUUAUGCAGAAACUGAUUUGUCAGUCAAGUAUUUAUUAUUACAGACAAAUGAUUAAAUAUUAAGAGCAAAAUCUCUGC
Messenger RNA from Pygoscelis adeliae (Adelie penguin), 5895 nucleotides. RefSeq names its product fer-1-like family member 6 (gene FER1L6). Lineage: Eukaryota; Metazoa; Chordata; Aves; Sphenisciformes; Spheniscidae. Gene Ontology annotation, biological process: plasma membrane organization. The transcript has 41 exons. Gene Ontology annotation, cellular component: membrane. Bases 1 to 5526 code for a protein of 1841 amino acids. The record is from RefSeq and is a predicted model, not a curated record.